GAGAGAGAGAGAGAGAGAGAGCCUCUCAGUGAAAGGACUAAUGGAGGAACAACUCAGUCCUUUAGCAGUUACUCAUCUCCUUCAGCACACACUCAGAAGCUUGUGCAUUCAUGAAAACUCCCAAUGGGUGUAUGCAGUCUUUUGGAGGAUCUUGCCUAGGAACUACCCACCACCCAAAUGGGAUAGCCAAGGAGGAGCAUUUGACAGGUCAAGAGGAAACAGGAGGAACUGGAUAUUGGUUUGGGAAGAUGGUUUCUGCAACUUUGCAGCCUCAACUGCUGAGAUCAACAAUGGAGAUUGUCCGGGAUCGUCGGUUUAUGGAAACUGUGAAUACCAACACUAUCAAGGAUUGCAACCAGAGCUGUUCUUCAAGAUGUCACAUGAAAUCUACAAUUAUGGUGAAGGUUUAAUUGGAAAAGUAGCUGCAGAUCAUGGUCAUAAGUGGAUCUAUAAAGAACCAAAUGAUCAAGAAAUCAACUUCUUGUCUGCAUGGCACACCUCAGCUGAAUCUCACCCUAGGACCUGGGAGGCCCAAUUCCAGUCAGGUAUAAAGACUAUAGCUUUGAUUGCAGUUAGAGAAGGUGUCAUUCAGUUGGGAGCAGUUCACAAGGUUGUUGAGGACCUGAGUUAUGUUGUUCUACUAAGAAAGAAGUUCGGCUAUAUUGAAAGCAUCCCUGGAGUGCUAUUGCCACACCCAUCAUCAUCGGCAUAUCCCUUCAGGACAGAUGGGUGCACAGCACCAGAAUCAUGGCACUUCCAAGGCAACCUAGCAGUAGCACCACCAACAGAGUUCUAUGAUCAAUUCAAUCAGCCCAUGAGGAUAACUCCCUCCAUGAGCAGCCUUGAAGCCCUCCUCUCAAAACUCCCUUCAGUCGUACCAGCGUCUUCAGCCCCUGCAUCAUCAUACUGUGAGGCUCAGCCACCAUAUAUCUCAUCCAUGAAGCCCUUGGAACUGAUGGUGGGGAUGGAGAAAGUGGCUAAGGAAGAGGCUGAUGAGGAGGAUAGGCAUGGUAGAGAUAUACUAGGUGAGACCAGUAGUUCAUUUCCAUCUUAUCAACAUCAUCAUCAGCCUUUUAAUUAUCACCAUGAUCUGAAUGUAACUAGCAGUGGGCCUAACAACUCAUAUUAAGUGAUUCUUGUUAAAUGACAUAGAGAUCAUGGAUUGAUUUCCAACAUUGUAGCUUUUAGUUGGAAGACUUGGUGGGUGUUUCCUCCUCAAAUCCUUGCAGUGUAAUCAGGGAAUAAUGCCCCACUAUUAUGCUUAAAAUCAUGUCUGUUAUAUCUAAUCAAGAGAGAGCAAUGAUUAUGAUGAUGAUGAUGAU
This is a messenger RNA of Ilex paraguariensis (yerba mate), 1322 nucleotides long. The record is from the annotation of a GenBank genome assembly. NCBI's taxonomy places the organism in Eukaryota, Viridiplantae, Streptophyta, Magnoliopsida, Aquifoliales, Aquifoliaceae.